Molecule: messenger RNA, 2351 nt
Organism: Oncorhynchus keta (chum salmon)
Lineage: Eukaryota; Metazoa; Chordata; Actinopteri; Salmoniformes; Salmonidae
Product: protein APCDD1
Exons: 7
Coding region: 512-2050 (512 amino acids)
Biological process (GO): negative regulation of Wnt signaling pathway
Cellular component (GO): plasma membrane
Molecular function (GO): Wnt-protein binding
Source: RefSeq, a predicted model, not a curated record
AGGAGUGGAGUUUACUCCCGCUCUCUAUUCGAGGGCACACGGGGUUCAGAUCAUAAUGAAUUAAACUCUGACAGAAUACAGGUAGGAUUCUUGUGUAGUACAGGAAAGAGCAUGCUCAUCAAUACGCUAUUUUAUUCAUUCGCGGGAUGUUCUAUGUCGUUUUGGAGAGACACAGAAAGGAUAUUUCUGAAGCCGACAUUUCUUCUGUUGGAAUAGAAGACAAGACGCACUUCAACUUCGGAUUGGCUCGAGAGGAAACGUCGUUCGCUGCUUUGAAGCAUACUAAGUAAUUCAAUUAUUCUUUGCGGUGACGAAAAUUGAGUUUGAAUACAUUUAAAUCGAUAUCUUCCACACACACCGCUAUUUCGUCUGAUGUUUGGACGGCUAUCACUGAGCCGAAACUAUGGUGAUAGAAAUCCGUCACGGAUUUGACUAAAGACGCGCCGCAGAUAAAGGAAUAACAAAUCCUCAGAGUAACAAAAAACCUCAUCGCUGUCUGAAGUCUGAAGGAAUGGAGCCUUCCAUAGUAUUACUACUUAUGACACUUUUCGGUUUGGGUGAGGGGUCGUCCCACAACUACUCAGAGGGCCGCUCCAACCGCCUGCUGUCCCUGGAGAAGAUGUUUGGUCGUCCUGCGAAACACUCCCAGUGUCAUCACAUGUUGAAGCAUCUCCACCACGGGGCCCGGAUCACCGUCCAGAUGCCCCCCAACAUAGAGGGUCACUGGGUCUCUACCAGCUGUGAGGUACGUCCUGGCCCAGAGUUCCUGACGCGGUCUUACCGGUUCUUCCCCAACAACACGUUCCAGGCCAACCAGUUCUACUACAGGGACAACCACUGCACCAGCCCCACCUACACCCUGGUGGUCCGGGGACGGCUGAGGCUCAGACAGGCCUCCUGGAUCAUCAGAGGAGGAACAGAGGCUGACUACCAGAUCCACCACACACAGGUGGUGUGUCACAGCGCGGCCGUGGCCAGGGACCUGAGCCAGAGGUUAAACCAGAGCUGUCCGGGCACUGUGAGGAUCAAAGCACCCUGGGAACCCAACGUCAGCUACGAGCUGUGGAACGAGGAGGGCUGUGACUGUUCCAGAGAGAUCAACUUCUCCAUACACGAGCUACAGCUGCUGCGUGUGGAGAAACAGUACCCUCAUCAUAACUUGGACCACAUGGUUGAAGAGCUGUUCCUGGGAGACAUCCACACUGAGGUAGCCCAGAGGAUGUACUAUAGACCCUCUAGUUACCAGGCCGCGCUACAGAGUGCCAAGAACCAUGACCCCGGCUGCGUCGCCUGUCGCAUCAUCUACCGGUCGGAUGAGUUCCACCCUCCCAUCCUGGCGCCGCGGGCGGACAUGACAGUGGAGCUGACUGGCCAGUGGGUGAGCCAGCGCUGUGAGGUCCGUCCUGAGGUCCUCUUCCUGACCCGUCACUUCAUCUUCCAUGACAACAACCAGACCUGGGAGGGCCACUACUACCACUACUCUGACCCCAUCUGCAAACACCCCUCCUUCAGUAUCUACGCUAGAGGGAGGUACAGCCGAGGGACGCACUCAACCCGAGUUAUGGGAGGCACAGAGUUCGUCUUCAAAGUGAAUCACAUGCGUGUGAUGCCCAUGGACCUGGCCAUCACAUCCCUCCUCAACGUGUUCAAAGGUAACGAAUGUGGCACCCAUGGUUCCUGGGAGGUCGGAGUUGAACAAGACGUCACCCUGACCAAUGGCUGCGUGGCGUUGGGGAUCCGCCUGCCCCACACAGAGUACGAGCUGUUCCGGAUGGAGCAGAACGCCCACGGACACCUACUCCUCUACAACGGACAGAGACCCUCAGAUGGGACCAGCCCCGACCGGCCAGAUAAACGAGCAACCUCGUACCAAAUGCCCCUGGUCCAGUGUUCAGCUAGCAGCCAGAGGUCAGAGGUCGUGGGAGGGGAAGACGAGGACCAACCCCUGAGGCUGAGUAAUGGUGGAACCAGAAUGACGAGGAACCAGAACCGGAGGGAUGUUGUUGUGGUUCUGACCGCGCUGGUACUGUUGUUCCGGUGUUACAGCUAAGAACUGACAGUCUGGUUUUUCAUAGUUAAAGAACAGACCUAUUGGUUUUUGUACAUAAAGACACUGACUGUGUGGAGGACUGUGAACCGUGAGAGAGGACUCUAAUCUGACUCUACUUCGGCGUCUAACUUGAGGGAAAGGAGAAUGCUAGUUGCCUUUGAACUUUUGAAAUAUAUUUUAGGUCUCUUUUAAAAGCGAUGGAAGCGUUUAAAAGACAAGGUGGAGAGUGGAGAAAGAGUGGAGAGAGUGGAGAGAGUGGAGCGAGUGGAGAAAGAGUGGAGCGAGUGGAGAAAGAGUGGAG